AUGAAUCUGCCAAACGAAAUGAACAGUCGCAAACGUACUUAUAAAGUAUCUAAUUUUAAAGACUGCUGCGGAGAAUACUACAAAAAGUAUGAACAUGACGAAAUACCCGUUCGGGAUCAUAGCAUCAUCGAUCCCUCAACUGGCGAUAACGAACGAUCUGUGUCAAUGACCAAUUCGCACCUGGAUCAACUUGAGUCGAAAGUGUUAAAGAAUGUGUCCCAAGAACUUCAGACUGAUGGUAGCUCUUACAGCAUCGACUCAAACAUUAAAUUUUUCAAAACAACAGUUCAGCAGAUCUUCGAAACGUUUUACAGCACCAUGCAAGACUUCGAGGUUUACAAGGAAAGGUUCAAUGCUAUUCUCGAAAAAAGCAAAACUGAUUCCAUCAAUGAAAUGGAAGAUUUUAUCAAAGAAAUGAUUCAGCAUGUCAUAUCCUCGGAAUCUGUUUCGAAUGAAAGUCACAAGACUGCCACAACUGCUGAUGUCAAAGAUCAGGAAACUUAUGCUAUUGAAACUGGCUCGUCUAAGAGCUACGAAAUAUUGCAGAAUAUGCAUUCUGUUGUCGAGGCUUAUAAGAACGAUAACUAUCUCACAGAUUCUACUAACGAAGAAAACAAUUCGAAGACCAAGCGCAACGUGAAAACUGGGGAAGUUUUCAACAUAUAUCUUCUGAGUAACACUCCUUGCGUCGAGAUCAAAAUGACAGAGCGAAAUAUGCUCUCAGAGAUAAAUAUCAAAGAUCCAAUUCAUAAUGCCGACAUGAAAGUCGCUUCGGCGGAUAAUUUGAAGAAAGUAGAGGCGAAAAUGAAGGAAUUGGAAGGGCAUGAACAACCGAAACAAGAGAGUCAUUCGCAGGACAGAGAAAUACCUAUUAGGGUCUCGUCUGCUAAAAAGAAUAUACAUUUGGACGAAGAUUUCAUUUGUGAACACGAAAGAAAUGAGAACAAAUCCUUCAUUUCGAAAAUUUGCAGCUUCAUUUGUAAGAAAUUUCGAAAAGCUUGA
Molecule: messenger RNA, 1002 nt
Organism: Pectinophora gossypiella (pink bollworm)
Lineage: Eukaryota; Metazoa; Arthropoda; Insecta; Lepidoptera; Gelechiidae
Exons: 1
Coding region: 1-1002 (333 amino acids)
Source: RefSeq, a predicted model, not a curated record